Molecule: messenger RNA, 1459 nt
Organism: Stegodyphus dumicola
Lineage: Eukaryota; Metazoa; Arthropoda; Arachnida; Araneae; Eresidae
Gene: Arp1
Product: Actin-related protein 1
Source: RefSeq, a predicted model, not a curated record
ACAAAUAAUUAAUUUCUUGUAUAAUAUUAAUAAUGGAAGCAUAUGACGUAAUUAUUAAUCAACCUGUUGUUAUCGACAAUGGAUCUGGUGUCAUUAAAGCAGGUUUUGCUGGUGAUCAAGUUCCAAAAUGUCAUUUCCCAAAUUACAUAGGUCGCCCUAAACAUGUAAGAGUUAUGGCUGGUGCCUUAGAAGGGGAUGUAUUUGUAGGGCCAAAAGCUGAAGAACAUAGGGGAUUACUUACUAUACGAUAUCCUAUGGAGCAUGGCAUUGUUACAGAUUGGAAUGACAUGGAAAGAAUUUGGCAGUAUAUUUAUUCCAAAGAGCAACUUCAGACUUAUCCAGAGGAGCAUCCUGUGUUAUUGACAGAAGCUCCGCUUAAUCCUCGGAGAAACAGAGAAAAAGCAGCUGAAAUAUUUUUUGAAACCUUAAAUGUGCCAGCUUUAUUUAUUUCAAUGCAGGCUGUUUUAAGCUUAUAUGCUACUGGUCGUACAACAGGCGUGGUAUUAGACUCUGGCGACGGGGUUACUCAUGCAGUUCCAAUAUAUGAAGGAUUUGCUAUGCCUAAUAGCAUAAUGAGAGUUGAUAUUGCUGGUCGGGAUGUUACACGCCACUUGCGCACAUUGCUGAGGAAAGAAGGGUGGAAUUUUCGAACAACAGCUGAGUUUGAAAUUGUGAAAACCAUAAAAGAGCGAGCUUGUUAUCUUGCCAGUAAUCCACAACGGGAAGAAACUAUGGAAACUGAGAAAGCCCAAUAUACACUUCCUGAUGGCAGCACGUUGGAAAUUGGCCCUGCAAGAUUUAGAGCUCCAGAAAUUCUUUUUAGACCUGAUCAUAUUGGAGAAGAAGAUGAAGGAUUACAUGAAGUUUUAGUUUAUGCAAUACACAAGUCUGAUUUAGAUUUAAGAAGAGUGUUGUAUCAAAACAUAGUUCUUUCUGGUGGCUCUACUUUAUUUAAAGGUUUUGGUGAUCGGCUUUUAAGUGAAGUUAAGAAAAUAGGACCAAAGGAUAUUAAAAUUAGAAUAUCAGCCCCACAAGAAAGAUUGUAUUCAACUUGGAUUGGAGGCUCCAUCUUAGCUUCUUUGGAUACAUUUAAAAAAAUGUGGGUGUCAAAGAAAGAAUAUGAUGAAGAAAAUGCACGAGCGAUACAUAGAAAAACAUUCUAGAAAAACUUGCUUUUGCUAACUUAACACAUCUGUUUAAUAUGUUUGUGAUCAUAAUUUUUAUAUUUUUAAAAUUAUUUGUGGUAUUAGAAACAUAAUAAUGCUUAGUACACUUUUUUUCAAUAUAAGAAACCUUUUUGUAAUUGGUUUAAACGUUGUAAAAGGUAAAUAGUGGAAUACAUUUUUGACAUAUUCUUUGGGAAAAUUUAUCAAACUAUCCAUAAAUUUUUUUAUAUUUUGUGCUAUAGCAAAAUACUUACCGAAGAAUUAUAAUGCAAAUAAAAAAAAUGCUGUCUUUA